This is a messenger RNA of Zasmidium cellare ATCC 36951, 771 nucleotides long. RefSeq lists its product as uncharacterized. NCBI's taxonomy places the organism in Eukaryota, Fungi, Ascomycota, Dothideomycetes, Mycosphaerellales, Mycosphaerellaceae. The record is from RefSeq and is a predicted model, not a curated record. Bases 1 to 771 code for a protein of 256 amino acids. The transcript has 2 exons.
AUGCGCUUCACUGCGAUUGCUCUCGCCUCUGCGGCUCUCACAACCACCGCCUUCGCGGCACCAUCUCCCGGCUGGGAGCACGGCGUCAAGAACGUCUGGAAUGGCAAAGGCUACGGCGGCUGGGGCAAGCACAAGCAAAAGGACUACGGCACCCCCGGCAAUGGCAACGGCACCACUCCUACCCCAGACCCUGGCAAUGGCAACAGCACCUGUCCUGAAGUCCCCUCAUUCUGCCUCACCGACGACCAAGCCGACGAGAUCGCCGCAAUCUUUCGCCAGCUCAUCUCAGGCUACACUCUCGAGCUCGCUCUCGAAGUCCUGACCGAGGACUUCAUCGACUACUCGUCCGCCGUGAACAUCAUCCGCAACCGAGGAAACGACUACCCCUUCACAGUCAACGCCCUCACCUUCGAGAACCGUGCCGAGUUCGUUGCAGGCCACGGCACUCAGCCUCCGAUUCCAUUCGACACCCUGAAGGUAUGGCACGGCUGCGACACGACCACCGUCCAAUGGCAAACUCUUCGCUCCGGAGCCGGUAACGCCAAUGAGUCUGACGACAUUCCCGUCGUCGGCCUCGGCCUCCUCAAAGUCGUCCCCGCCGAAAACUCCUUCGGCUUCCAGAUCAGCGAGCUCUACUCCGAAUUCAACUCGGCCGCCUGGCUCGUCAACAAUGGCGUCUUCACCCCAUCCGCCGUCACAACCUCUGCGCUCCCCACGGCGACUGCCGGCGGCGUGAAAGUGCGCAGCCUGCCGCAUUUGAAUGUUAUCUAA